CUAAGUAAAAUCAUUACAGUUCCACAGCUCGAGCAGUUAACAACGUUUCGUCUACUAAAUUUUAUAUAAAAAAUUAUUCAUGGAAAUAGUACAAAAUUCUAAAAGUCAUUUCAAAGUUUCGGUCCUUUUAUCCUCCAAUCCUGAAGUUUGUGUUUCAGGUUAACUCAUGGAUCUACACAAAGCUGAAAAACAACACCUUCCCAUUGAAGUCCCAGCUCCAGCUUCCCGGGAAAGGUCAGUGGAACGACUCAAACACUUGGUGCAGGAUCUUCUCUGUUUUCUCGUGCUGUUUAUGAUUGCGCUGCUCGUUGUGUCUGCCGUGUUCUUUGUAAUAGAUGACUGGAGGCAUCUGCAGCAAGCCAGCCACAGGCGGCGUUCGGCCCUCAAAGUGCAGUCCCCAAAUGCCUUUGUGGCUAGUUCAAAGUCCGAGUCGAUAGAUUCCUUGCAGCUAGAUGAACAAAUCCGACAAAUUGUGCCACAAUGGGGACGUGCAUUAUUCCAUUGUUAUCGUGUGGGUAAAUCGCGUGGGCCCAGCGAUUUAUCCACUGAGCAGCCAAUGGAAAGGGUAUUGAAUGCCACCGUUAUGAAGAACUCUACAGAAGAAACUACCACCAAGCAAGGAGAAUUGGAAAAAAUGAACGAAGUGACAAACACAAGAAAAGAUAAAGAUAAAUUAUACAACUUUUUGGACUACAUUAAUCGGGCAACCUAAAUUGAUCAAUUGGGGUAAAUUCCCAAUUUUUAAUUAUGCUCGUUUUAUUUGCGUGUGUUUCAUUCCGAAGUAUUGGGUCCCUAGUCCAAUAAUUUCGCUACUUGAUGUACAAUUGCCACUGGGCUCUGCCUUUUUUCAAUGAAAAAUGUGUCGUUGUCCCGGGUUUACCAAUCCGAAUUCAGCCGUGGAAAUCGUGACAACUGCUUUUUUGAUCCUUCGAACUCUGGAAUGUUUCCCCAACAUUCUGUAUGGCCAUCAAGAAUCCCUUAAUAUACGACGCCCUAAAACGAGUAAAAAAAAACACAAAAAUGUAAAAAAAACAUAUAAUUUACACACUUAUACCUAUAUUGGCUGCUGAUAGCGUUUGCAGUUGAAAGGGGACUGGUACCAGCAGCAGUCAAUAUAUUUAGAAUUACACUUUAUAAUUUCAGAUAUGAAAUUCACACUAAGCAGCUUAAAUACAGACACAAGGCUACAAUUAAAUACAACAAAAACAAUGAAAA
Drosophila willistoni is the source of this 1215-nucleotide messenger RNA. RefSeq lists its product as uncharacterized. The transcript is spliced from 2 exons. The record is from RefSeq and is a predicted model, not a curated record. Bases 167 to 712 code for a protein of 181 amino acids. Lineage: Eukaryota; Metazoa; Arthropoda; Insecta; Diptera; Drosophilidae.